Oncorhynchus kisutch (coho salmon) is the source of this 3957-nucleotide messenger RNA. It is a transcript of the gene zc2hc1a, whose product is annotated as zinc finger, C2HC-type containing 1A. The transcript has 10 exons. The record is from RefSeq and is a predicted model, not a curated record. NCBI's taxonomy places the organism in Eukaryota, Metazoa, Chordata, Actinopteri, Salmoniformes, Salmonidae. Bases 110 to 1105 code for a protein of 331 amino acids.
CUAACAGCAAAGGAAUGGCCAAUGAUAUCCUCGGAUGUUGGGAUGUGGUGCCGUCUCCUAGACAAGUUAGUUGCUACAGCAGCAUCAGCGACCGACACAGACAAGAGAGAUGGAGGACUUUGAAGAUGUGGAAGAGGCUCCGCCCUCCAACGAAGAGCUGAUCCCCUGUCAAAUCUGUGGAAGGAGCUUCUUCACUAAAGUCCUGAAGAAACAUACCCCAAUCUGUCAGAAAGCAGCAGCUAAGAAGAGGAAGGUGUUUGACUCUGGCAGGCAGAGAGCUGAGGGAACAGAGAUCUCCACUAUCAAACCGAUCAAAUCUAAGUCACACACUUCUACCACCACUGCUAAGACUGUGAAACCGGAGCCUCCUAAGAAGCAGUCUAACUGGCGCAGGAAACACGAGGACUUCAUUGCCACCAUCAGAGCUGCCAAGGGCAUCACUCAGGUCAUGAAGGAUGGGGGACCCUUACCCCCUCCUCCACCACCCUCCUACGACCCAGAUUAUAUCCAGUGUCCAUUCUGCGAGCGGCGGUUCAGUGAGAAUGCAGCAGACAGACACAUGAAAUUCUGUAAGGAGCAGCACGCUCGCAUGCAGAAUAAGGCCAAGGUACCCGGGGUUGUGGACGCCAAGAAAACACCUGCACGCACACAGUUCAAGCCUCCUGCUCCUGUGAAGAAGGCCAACUCUCCUGCUGUGUCCGCUGUGCCCUCUUCCUCCCGUUUACCCCAGAGAUCUGUCCUGGGCCAGCCCUCCGGGAUUUCAUCCAGUAAGGUUCCCUCUGCAGGAUCAGUGAGGAGUGCUCCGUCUGGUUACUCUCCUAACCGCAGCGCCACUUCUGGCCUCACUAGUCCACCUUCAGGUGUUGGAGGUAAGCCCCGUGCAGUAGGUUCCUAUGGCUCUGUGAAAAUCUCUCAGACAGCAGGGGGACUCAACAACAGGAAAGCCUACAACACAGACAAAUACAACUCCAGGAGCGAUGGCAAAAGUGAAAACAUGGAUAAUGGGGGAAUGAUGACAAAGUUCUGCCACGAGUGUGGAACACAGUACCCUGUAGACUGGGCCAAGUUCUGCUGUGAGUGUGGGGUCCGUAGGAUGUGUAUUUAAAGGAGGAGAGUGAGGGAUAGAGGUGAGAGAUAGAGGAGGAGGAGAAGAGAGAGGGAGAGAGAAAGGAGUAGGAGGAUAGAGAAAAGGGGGAAAGAUAGGUGGAUAGGAAGGAAAUAGGAAAUUAAAUUAAAUAAGGGCAGGUCACUGGAACCCUGGGCCAUGAUGCUGUUAUGACACUUACCUAGUUAAAAUAGUACACGGCAAGCAGGAGUCCCCCCCCCCCCCCCCCCCCUGAUAUCAGCUCUCAUAACUGUUAAUGUCAUUAUUAUGACAGUGUUAUGUAGGCUUUACUACAGAAGACUCGAGCACAUAAUUACCCCAAAUGUCCACCCUAACCCAUUCUUAUCCCAACCACUGCCUAUGUACCACGAUCUACAAGCCCUCUCCAGUAUAACGCUAGGUAGAAACACACUCAUCCCAUCUACUCCCUCCCACCCAUUUCUCUCCUGACUCAUAUAUUCAAUGUAUUACUAUUGAAGUGCAAUAUGAUUGACUACUGAUUUUAAAAAAGGAGUUUAAUUCUUGAAGAUGAAUGGAAUGUGUGACGUGGCAAAGUGGACUCAUUCUUUUCAUUGAGUCAUGAGUAGAAUUAAUGUUAAGUAUUUGGAAAAUAAUACACAUGGGUUUUACAGGGACCAGUAAGAGCAGGUUGGCCUUUUAUUGUUCUGAAUCUUGUCCUGGAGGCAGAACUGAGGUUGUGUCUACACUUGACAAUUUCAUGCGACUUCUGCUGUCAGAAUACGAAGAUCGCAUUGAGAAGACGGGUCUAGACGCACAAAAGGCGCUUUGUGGUCUAAUUGUGUUCACAUCUGAAGUGGUCAGGGAUGCAUUGGGUGUGGGCAACAUCAUCAGCACUCCUCCACCAAAUCCCCAGAAAACGUGUGUUUUGGGACAGAGAGGCAACUUUUCAUUAUAACGUAGGAGGGAAUACGUUCUUAGUGUGAGAGGAACGUAUUUUCUGGCUUCAAAUGGUAGCCAACUAGCUAAUAUUUAGAAAAACAUUUUUGUUUGGCUAGAGUUAUCCCGUUUGCAAUCCCUUUAGUGUUGCUCACUAUCUUGCUGGCUAGCUACAGAGGUUAGCUAGCUAAGUUAGCUACAGUAGUUAUUAUCAUAUUUUGCCUAUACCACCGUUUGUAGAAUGCAUACUGUCAUUUGAAUAUGGUGUGAAAAAAAGGGAAUCCGGACACACUGUGGACAUGGUAGACACAUUUAAAUGUAGGUGUAGACACAUGACCUGAUCAGAAUACAAAAGCUGCAUGAACUGUCAAGUCUAGACACAGCCCGAGUGAUUUCCCCUUAGGACAGAUUGCAAUGUCAAAAUUGUCUAUAUUGUAAAAAUUCAUGAAAACAAGAAUGAGCUUUUUGGUCUUCAUUUAGGGUUAGGCAUUAGGUUUAGCGGUGUGGUUAUGGUGAGGGUAAGGGUUACAGAGCUGCCUCCAGAACAAAAUGUAUGAAGAAAAAACCCUCCACUAACAUGCAGCAUAAGAGGCCAUUGCUGUUUAAAUAGUUGUGGUACAGGUCAGGUUUUUAAAAUGAUUUUAAAGGCAGCCGUUUCAAUACACAGUAUAACAUUUCCGAUACAAUUAUACGAUUACAAGGUGUUAAAAUUGACCAUCAUUCAUAUACUGCUAUUUCCACAUACUGUAUACAAGGAAAUGGGUUCAUUUAUUUCAUCGCUCUGUGUUUGUUUUAACUAAGAAAUCAAAAUGUAUUUUUUUCAUGGUUUUGUGAAAGAUGUUUUCUGUAUCUACCUACAUGUGUUCUGUGUUUCCUUCACUGAGUACGAUUACGUGCACACAGUAAUGUGACUAUUGUGGAUAGUCAGAUUACCUGAUGGCACUCUGAUAAAUGCAGAAAAUCGCCAAUCAAAAUAUCUAUGUUCUAUCACAGUGACCAUGUUAGUUUUGGGAAGCAUAUUUGAUUCUGAGUGCAGACGUAUAACGUUUGUAUGUGAAAACCACUUCUCAAACUCACUUCACUCACAUUAUAGUGGGAGGCUCGCUUAGCUGGUGCCCAACACAUGUGCUGAUCAAAUACACGGCUGGAACACAGAUUAAGGUGUUUACAUGUCCUAAUAAUUUGAAAGAUUACUCAGAAAACCGUAUGCUUACUUAUUUUGACCGUACGCCGAUUUAACAUCAGAGUACGGUGUUUACAUUACUACUGCAUAGUCUGCCAACUGCAAUAGUCUGUUUUAGUAUCGAGUUCUUACUGUGCAUGUAAAUGUACUCUGUGUUAAUUUUGAAUCACUAUUGAAUGGGAUAAUCUGGGAUUUAUGGUACGGGCCGGUACAUGCACGGACCAGUCCUCACCAACAUUGACCAGUCCUCACCAACACUGUCCCUGCAGGUCACAUUCAUCCAGUUACCCAGACCACAUCAAUGAUCUUCAAUCAUGGUCCUGGACCCCACAGGCUGCGCAGGCUUUUGACCCAGCCCGGCACUAACACACCUGUUUCUACUGUUCUUGAUGAGGCUCAUGGUGGUUCAUUUAGCUGAAUCAGUGUGUUAGUGUUGGGCAGGAACAAAAGCCUGCACACACUGCUGCCCACCAGUAAGACUGUAAAGACAUCUACCCAACUCAUGAUAUGGGUAAAUAAUAAUUUUACACUAUAAGGAACUCAUCUAAUUUCAUACAUAUUAAUGUUAUUGUAGUCAUCUUUAUAUUGAGCUGUAUCGAAACAUCUUAAUUUGUGUCAUUUUAAAGAACUUGCAAUGACUGUAAAUGCACCCUGAUGCAAGCAUUAUUUAGAUGAUAUGCAAUGCUUACCUGACUGGAUAGGACAUUCCUAUGCUGGAAAUGGACUUUCGGACUUCCUUGCUGAACAUUUAACAAUAAACAUUUCUAAAGAA